UCCGAGUGCAGCAGGUUUGGUUUUACAGCAUCUGGGGAACAAUAGGUUUCUAGGAUAUAUAAGCUUGUAUAAACAGAGAGGGCACGCAGCUCGCUAAGGCUUUACUCACUCAGUGCUUGAUUUGGACGAGGAGACGGUAAGAUGGAAGACAUUAAAGCAGAACAAAAGAAAGAGGAGGAAUCUGGGAGUAGUUUAUUUCACCUACUUAUGACAAAGAAGACUGAUCUAGAAAAGGAAGAGAGGAUCGUGCUACAGCGGCUGAUAGUGAUUGCUCGGCUCCCCCACGACCUCGCUGACAGGACAGAACUUGGAGCUCAUUACGAGAGACUCAACUUUCAGCUCAGCAAACGGUAUUCAUGGGAUCUGAUGACGGGCCGGCUGUACAUUUACCCAUCCUGCCUGCUGCAUAUCAUCGAAUCAUCCAGAGAGGUUCUGCUCUCUGUUCUGACGGACCUGAAAGACAUGCAACACCAGACACACGGUGCCUUGCUGGAAGCUCCCAGGGUUGUGUUCAUGGCCCAUCAUCCUCAGAGCAGGCUGUUCCAACAGUGGAGCUACAAGGUGCUCGAAGCAGACCAGGUGGCAGGAGACCCUGGAGCGAAGGCUCUUGAGGAUGAGGAGGAGACCACAGAAACGUUGGUGUGCACCGUUCUGUCAGGGCUGCAGAAACUGGACAAAUCUAAAAAGGCUGUUCCUGGGUCAGUGUGGGAUGAGACCCCGGAGCUGAUCGCUUCUCAGAGGGUUCUCUACAAUCUGCUGGCUCGAGAGGAGCUCUUGACGCCUCAGCAACACCUUCAGAUGUACAACUCACCGCUAGACAUCCACAUGGACUUUGGACAAGUGAUCCGCAGCAGCCGCCUCACCACGGUUUAAUGUUGUGGACAAAAGGUCAAAGAAUGUUUGGCCUUCACUGAACUGCCUUGGAUGGGACUGAAGGCUUACUGGAGGAGAGAAAUCCCCGUGACAGUUUGAUACCAACAUGUAAUAUACUGCAGCUUUGUAUGUGAAAUAACAGUGACACCACAUUUGCAACAAAGGCACAGAAACUCCAGGUAAUAUAAAAACAUUUUUUUUAAUAGUUUCAACAUUCGGAUGAGGUUAAUUUUAAUUCUAUCUUACUGUACACUGUGUUCCACUUGGUGACCGGGAGAUAGCUCGUCCAAGAAAAAGGCAUUUCCUUACUCCAAAACUUUAAAGAGUCCACUACAGUUUCACACAAAUCACUUUGAAGUCUCAAAAGAUUCCUUGAUCACUCAUGUGUUCCCUUUUUAUUUUGGCCCCCAUUAAUUGGAACAUAAGGAAAAACAAGGAAAGAUUGGAGAAGGAUGUUUGCAAUGGCUGCAUGCACCACAGUGUCAUCUACAAUAGUUUGGGUUCAAACAAAUGCAGCAUGGUUUUUUCUUGCUUGCUAUAUGAUUUUCUUGAACUUUUCUAGAGAUUGUAGUCCUUUUGAAAGUGUAGUUUUCUGGGCACAAACAUAACGACAGCUUGAUUUCCUGACAGUGAUCUCUGUUCUGAGCCAGAUGUGCUUUUCUUAUUUGCUAUAGACACUGUAUAAACACAGAAGAUACAUGGGGGAAACAGUAAAUCAUGAUGGUUUCAAAACAAACUGGUGGAAAGUUGACUAAAAAAGGUCAGAGGGCACCACUAAAUUCUUCUUUUAUAAAGGUUGAUCUAUUCACUUAUAAAAAAUAAAUACAAGCACAUUUAUAUAGGACCAAAGAUGAGACACAUUUCAUAGGCAUGGUUUAAAAAAGCAUGCUGCCGAGUUUCACACAUCGAAUCAAACGCCCCCCACACCUCCCGACCCAAAACUGACACUUUUGAUCAAUUACCCCACCACCCUCUUUUACUUGAGAAUAUGUCCACAACACAAACAGUCUGCCUUCAUCACGACCCAUGAGGUGAACAUCGUCUAUCACCAAUACAUUCCACCUAUUCAUGUAAAAAAAGGCCUUUCGUCUUUUUAGUGCUCAAAGGGCAUGCUUGCAAAAGCUGUAAUACUGGAAACUGUCUCCCGGCUGUCUCUUGCUCGACAGGGUUAUUGUUAAUAAAGUUGUGUUUGAUGAAUACUGUAUGUACAAGCCUUAAUCUGAAACCCUUUAGUACAAAACGAAGAGCAGCACACUGUAACACAGAAAUCCAGACAAAGACAGGACACACCAUUCACUUCAGCACAGCCAAAAUGCAACAAUUACUUUCUAAAGAAAAGAAAAAGAAACCCCUAUUUCUAAACACUGGCAUAGAUGCUGUGUUGAUUUAAGGGUCGGAUUGAAUCAUUGGUGUGAAUUGUAGCACAGCUGAAACAUUAGGUCGAUUUUUUUGAUUGACAGAAAGUGUUAUCUUGAUAACAGGUUAGAGCAGAAAUGCCAGACAUUUUAUCGGGAAAAAAAAAGUGUUAUUCACAGCCCUUAAAUAUCCUGUUGUUUCUGUGCCUGGGAAACUUUUUUUGCAGGUUCUGAUUUGUUCUUUUUUUAUCUUUCACAUAUCUAUCUAAGGUAACUGUAAAGAUCUUAGUUUUUGUUUCGCUGUCAAACUAAAAGACAGCGGUGCAACGGUUUCAUGCAGAGUCUCUUUUAACCUCUCAAACCCCCCUGCGUUACAGCUGCAGGUUGUUCGGACAAGCUUUGUGCAAGCCCACAGAAAGGUAUUUGACAUUUUAAACAAGAUCCGCACAUUUAGACAAAUAUCAAAUAUGCUGGAUUCUCUGUUGGAACAUCUUGAAUUCUCCAUUUGAAGAAAUGUAGCAUCAUGUAGCUGCGAAGAUGUGUUAGAACAAGCUAAUACAGAAAGGCAAUAUUAUUCAACUGCAAAGCUAAAAUGAGGGUUCAAGAGGUUAAUUCUUAUCUGCAACACAAGCACGAUCAGCAGGUUAUAUUAAGUAAAUCUAAAUCUAGAUUAACCUUGAGCCUAACGUUUUUUUUGUGUGUGAAUGUGGCGAUAUUGUGCUAGAACCAGCGACAUAUUUUUCAAUGCAGUAUUUUCAUAUAUCUAUAUAUAUAUAUUUGAUUUCUCCCCUGCCACUAUAUCCAGAACUGGUAUGUACAGCGGCUCACUAUUUACAAAAGUCCUGUAAGUGAUAUUUGAAAGAUAGAGGGCGGAGCAGCACAGUGACUUUGAGGCCAUGUGUAGUGGAUGUUUUCAGGACAUUAUGGAGAGUCAAAUCUGGAUGGGUCAAAGUGAAACCCCCCACAAGGCAAAUGGCAAACUGCUGCUGUCGAAUGCAAACCUUGUUACUCCAGUUUUAUUGAUUUUCAAGUUUUCUGCUUCCUGAAAAGGUUUCGAUGCGACAGCAGGGAAAUUCUGGUCCCAUGUUUAGUUUUUUUGAGAUGAGAUUCAUGUGUAGUGGAAACAAUCACAACUCUUCAGACCUAGUAAAAAGUAUUCAGAAAUAUAUCUGUAUAAAUACUCUCAUUAAAAUAAACACAUACAUAUCUUUGCACUUGCCUCUGGUUCACUUAUAUCGACCGAAAAUACCAGCAUCAUCAGACAGGGGUCUGGGGGGGGGGGGCUGCCAGAGAGAAAGGUGUGCUUGUUUUUGCCUCUGAGGCUGCAGGCGACAAAAAUAGCACCUUUAUUUCAGGGAGUGUGACUGUUUUCAGUUGAGAUACGAUAGGACGUUAUUACACCUCAGGGCAGGAGGAUGAGAUCUCAUCCCGCUCAGCUGAACAACACCUCGCUGGGAGGACUCUGCAGAGGUUUGGCGUCACAGAGGGAGCCUGAAGUGUGCCGUCGGAGUGUCACGUGAAUGGUGAUGCUGCUCUGUGACGCUGGAUGAGUUAACAGGAGUUGGCUCACAAGUUUACCUUAUCAACUUUCAACUUUGAUAUGUCAGUGUUGAGUUUACAGUCUUUGUCACUUGUCUGUUGAAUGCCUGAUCUUUAUUUUGAAUACAAUAUUUUCUAAAAAGAC
Messenger RNA from Gymnodraco acuticeps, 3912 nucleotides. RefSeq names its product testis-expressed protein 47-like. Lineage: Eukaryota; Metazoa; Chordata; Actinopteri; Perciformes; Bathydraconidae. The coding region runs from base 142 to 873 and encodes 243 amino acids. The record is from RefSeq and is a predicted model, not a curated record. The transcript is spliced from 9 exons.